Messenger RNA from Adineta ricciae, 957 nucleotides. Lineage: Eukaryota; Metazoa; Rotifera; Eurotatoria; Adinetida; Adinetidae. The record is from the annotation of a GenBank genome assembly.
AUGCAUGAGAGUAAAAUUGCAAUAGAAAAUAAUGAAAAUAUCAAGACACAAUUGACUGUUGAUGCAAUCAAAUAUCGGAAUUUACAGUUAGAAGACAUGUCAACAUCUCCUUCACUUAAACGCUCGAAUUAUAUUGAAUGUUAUGCAAAUUUGGUCCAACUACAAUCUGCGAUCGGACUUAUCAUCGAAGCCGAAGAGAAACCAAACUAUUAUUCAAGUGCAUUGGUUUAUAACAAAAUAUCAAAGUUGUUUAUUGAACAAAAGGACGAUUAUAAUAUUGGACUUUAUUAUAAACAGAAAGAACUUGCAUUUCAAAUGAAACAUGAAGACUCAAUUGCAACUAAAACUGAACUUGGUAUCGAUUGUUCCAAUAAAGAUUUGGCUGAAAUCCAUGAAUCACUGGGAGACAUAUACGUCCAUUUAGGCCAAUAUGGGCUGGCGCAGAGAAAUACGUUUUCGUUUUUAUUUAUUUUNCCUUCACUUAAACGCUCGAAUUAUAUUGAAUGUUAUGUAAAUUUGGCCCAACUACAAUCUGUGAUCGGACUUAUCACCGAAGCUCGAAUGAACUAUGAACAAGAAGUUGAGAUGUAUUUACAGGAAGAGAAGCCAAAAUAUUAUUCAAGUGCAUUGGUUUAUAACAAAAUAUCAAAGUUGUUUAUUGAACAAAAGGACGAUUAUAAUAUUGGACUUUAUUAUAAACAGAAAGAACUUGAAUUUCGAAUAAAACAUGACGACUCAAUUGCCACUAAAACUGAACUUGGUAUCGAUUAUUCUAAUAAAGAUUUGGCUGAAAUUCAUGAAUCACUGGGGGAUAUAUACGUUCAGUUAGGCCAAUAUGGGUUGGCACGUGAGAAUUUCAAUGUCUCAAAACAAUUUUACGAAAAUACCCAUUGCUAUGACAAAGAAAAAAGAAUUCAAACUGUUACGGAUAAAUUAACAAGUAUACAACAAUGUUGA